AUGCCUGUCGAAGAGACCUUUGCCAAGUUGUGUUUAUCUGGAGCACCACCAUCUGACUCCCAUGCUGUCAAAUCAUUAGUCUUCAAGCCAAAGACCGCCAAGACAGCUACUCCAAUCCCAAUCGUUGUCGUUGCAUUACAGUCCACCACCACUCCAUCUCCAUUGAUCGCUCAAGUAACCUCUUUGAAAGACCCAAGAUUAGCUCGUGAUGAAUUGUUCAAGACCUUCUUCAACUGUAACUCUGCCAAGGAAUUCACUUUAGCUUACUUACCAAAUGCUACCUCUGAAUUCAAACUAUUAAUGGAUUCCAACUUAGCUCAACUAGAUGGAUCCUCCGACUUACAACUAAACGAUACUUUAUUCAUUAAGAAAUCUGAAUUAUGUAAAUACUUAACCCCAUUUGAAUCAUCAAGACAAGUAGUUGAUUUUUCUCAAGAAGUCAAGAAGGAAGAACCAAAGAAGAAAGCUCCAAAGGAUAAGAAAUCUGCAACAACUACCCCAUCUCAAAGUGCAUUAGAUGAUGCUAAAUUGAUUGGUAUCACAGUGGAUAAGAGUAAAGAUUUCCCAGGUUGGUAUUCUCAAGUUUUAACCAAGGGUGAAAUGAUGGAUUACUAUGAUGUUUCCGGUUGUUAUAUCUUGAGACCUCCAUCUUAUGCCAUUUGGGAAAACAUUCAAAGAUGGUUCGAUGAAAGAAUUAAAGGAUUAGGCGUUCAAAAUGCUUAUUUCCCAAUGUUUGUUUCUUCUCGUGUCUUGGAAAAGGAAAAGGAUCAUGUUGAAGGGUUUGCUCCAGAAGUCGCUUGGGUUACUAAAGCUGGUUCUUCAGAUUUGGAAGAACCAAUUGCUAUUAGACCUACUUCUGAAACUGUAAUGUAUCCAUAUUAUUCUAAAUGGAUUCAAUCUCAUAGAGAUUUACCAUUGAAAUUGAACCAAUGGAAUUCUGUCGUUAGAUGGGAAUUUAAACAUCCUCAACCUUUCCUAAGAACAAGAGAAUUUUUAUGGCAAGAAGGUCACACAGCUUUCUUAACCUCUGAAGAAGCUCAAGAAGAAGUUUUACAAAUCUUAGACUACUAUGCUGGUGUUUAUGAAGAAUUAUUGGCUGUCCCAGUUAUUAAGGGUAAGAAGACUGAAAAGGAAAAAUUCGCAGGUGGUGAUUUCACUACUACUGUGGAAGGUUAUAUCCCACAAACUGGUCGUGGUAUUCAAGGUGCUACAUCUCAUCAUUUGGGGCAAAACUUCUCCAAAAUGUUCAAUUUGUCUGUUGAAAAUCCAAAGGGUAAAGAUGAACCAAGAGUUUUCGCAUACCAAAAUUCUUGGGGUCUAUCCACACGUGUCAUUGGUGUCAUGGUUAUGGUACAUUCUGAUAACAAGGGUCUAGUUAUUCCUCCAAGAGUUUCUCAAUUCCAAGCUGUUGUUAUCCCAGUGGGUAUUACUAAGAAGACCAAUGACGAACAACGUCAACAUAUUCACGAUAGUGCUAAGGAUGUUGAAUCUCGUUUGAAGAAGGCUGGUAUAAGAGCCUUUGGUGACUAUAACGAUAAUUAUACUCCGGGUUGGAAAUUCUCUCAAUAUGAAUUGAAGGGUAUUCCAAUUCGUAUUGAAUUAGGUCCAAAGGAUAUUGAACAAGGUCACGUUACUGUUGUUCGUAGAAAUGAUUCUCGUAAAUACACUGUUAAACUUGAAGAAUUGGAAGAUCGUAUUCCAGAAAUUUUGGAUGAAUUCCAUGAUGCUUUAUUUAACAAAGCUAAAGAAUUAUUCGAUACCCAUAGAGUCAUUGUUAAUGAAUGGGAAGGUUUCGUUCCAGCUUUAAAUAAGAAGAAUGUUAUCCUUGCUCCAUGGUGUGGGGUUAUGGAGUGUGAAGAAGAUAUUAAGGAUUCUUCUGCUAAGAAGGAUGAUGGUGAAGAACUUGAACAAGAUGAUAAGUCACCAAGUAUGGGUGCUAAGUCUUUAUGUAUUCCAUUUGAUCAACCUGACUUAAAGACCGGUCAAAAGUGUGUCAAGUGUGACCGUGAUGCUAUUAACUACUGUAUGUUUGGUCGUUCAUACUAG
Molecule: messenger RNA, 2046 nt
Organism: Naumovozyma dairenensis CBS 421
Lineage: Eukaryota; Fungi; Ascomycota; Saccharomycetes; Saccharomycetales; Saccharomycetaceae
Product: proline--tRNA ligase
Exons: 1
Coding region: 1-2046 (681 amino acids)
Biological process (GO): prolyl-tRNA aminoacylation
Cellular component (GO): cytoplasm; aminoacyl-tRNA synthetase multienzyme complex
Molecular function (GO): ATP binding; proline-tRNA ligase activity; aminoacyl-tRNA deacylase activity
Source: RefSeq, a predicted model, not a curated record